This is a messenger RNA of Arctia plantaginis, 786 nucleotides long. NCBI's taxonomy places the organism in Eukaryota, Metazoa, Arthropoda, Insecta, Lepidoptera, Erebidae. The record is from the annotation of a GenBank genome assembly.
AUGCAGAUUGUACAAAAAAGAAUUCUAGAAGAUGUAAAGCCUCUACGCAUCAUACGCGAGGUGGAGAAAUGGCCAGCGAUAUACGAGAAAGAUAGUCCAGAAAUGAGCAAUCAUCACUUCAGACAUAAAGUUUGGGAAGAAGUAGCUAAAAACGUUUUUGAAAAUUAUCAAAUUUACACAGCUGAAGAGAAAAAAUCUAAAGUAACCGAUUUAAUGAAGAAGUGGCGCAACCUUCGCGACACUUUCAAACGGCAUUUAAAGCAGCAGAAGAACAACCGUGCCCAAGAGGGACCCAAAGACAGAAAGAAGGAGUACGUGUACUUCAAGCACAUGUCGUUUUUGCUGCCGCACAUGGACGGCGGCGGAGGUGGCGGCACUCGCGAGGCUAGAGCCGGGCGCCACUCGCCGCUGCGCCGCUCGCGCCCCACGACGCUCGACCGCAGCCGCCGUGACCGGUCCGUGGAUGCGCUUUCGCCGUCUUCUUCUUCCUGUGCCAUCGAGCACAUCGAUGCAGACAAACAUUUCCUGCUCUCAUUACUACCUUCCUUUAAAAGUAUGAGUGAGAACGAAAAACUUACCGCCAAAAUGGAGAUUCUGAAGGUAAUCAAAGACGUCAAGACCACGUCCGCGGCCCUCGAGACGGUGGUGGCCAACACCACCCCAUGGCUAGCGCCGGCGGUCGCGCACUCAGAUGAAGAGACGAACAAAGUCAAAAAUGAACUGUUUACGGUGGAAGAGUUGGACUACGAGAGCCCUAUUGACUCCGGUGGUGGGGACACAGAAUGA